This is a messenger RNA of Neospora caninum, 11751 nucleotides long. RefSeq lists its product as hypothetical. The transcript is spliced from 17 exons. NCBI's taxonomy places the organism in Eukaryota, Apicomplexa, Conoidasida, Eucoccidiorida, Sarcocystidae. Bases 1 to 11751 code for a protein of 3916 amino acids. The record is from RefSeq and is a predicted model, not a curated record.
AUGGCUCCGGCCGGGGCGAGUUCGUCGCCUCCUCCUGGAGGCGGGAGAGAGAAGGCGCCUCCCGCCUCUUCUCUGUCUCGGUCUGAGCAGCUGGUCUUUGACGUCAAGGCCGCCGCUGCCUGGACGCUGCUGCACGAAGAAUUUAUUUCCCAUCUUCGGCGCUUCUCCGAUGACCUCCGCGCCCUGCACACAAAGGGCCUGGCCAUCGCCUCCGAGGUCUCCUCUGUCUCCUCGCCCCAGAAGGGCGAUUCGGCCCUCGUCGCUCGACCCGAGGGUCUGAGCGCUGCGCUUUCCCGCUCGUUGUCUUCUUUCCUCUCUCUCUGCCUCGCCGAAGCGAAUCAAGCAGAUAGGCUCGCCACGCGUCUAAAGGCGGAAGUGACCACGCCCGUCGAGGCGGUUCUCGAGAAGACGCAGGACGAGAAGUCGGAGAAGGAGAACGAACCGGCUCAGAGAGAGGCCUCGCCUGCACAGCGAAACGCAGGAGAUGGAAAGACUCCCGCACUCGCUGAUGGCGGGGCCGCAAGCGCCGAGGUGCAAAAAGCUGCAAAGAAACUGCAACUUGCCCACGAAGAACUGAAAAAAUCGGAGGAGAGCCUGAAGGAGCUCGUGAGCCUCUUUGGCUCUUCGGUGGCGCCGCGCCUGCUGCAGAAAGCCGAGGAACGCGUGGACCGCGCGAAACGGCUGCAUGCAACGGCGGAAGCCGACUACCGGAACGUCGUGCGUACGCAUGCCCCCCCCGGCGCCCAGGGACGUGAAGAAAAGCCGGAUGCCCUCCUGGUGCCUCGAAAGCGACAGGAUCCCUGCUCCUGGCUAACUUCGCUUGUCCACGCUCGUCCCGCCGACGCCUUGGGAGGCUUCGUCGUCGCCGCAGCCUCUGGCGACAAGCAAGCGCUCGUUUUCUCUUCUUCUCUAGGCACUGCAGCUGUUGUCGCGCUCCGUGCCUCAGCCACGUGUUUUCUGGACUGCACGCGAGAUUGCCUUCUCGGCCGCCUGCCGUUCGUCAAGCAGGCGGACGAAGCUUCGCGUGAGAUCGCUGUCCUGGCAAAGUUGAAGAGACAGCCCUCGGAAAUCUCGCAACCUCUUCUUUCCGUCGAGGUCGAGAACCGCAUGCGACGAGACGUUGGCUUGGCGCCUCUUGAAGACGGAACAGAAUCGAACGGCGAGAUAGAAGCGGAUGAGGCAGGUCGCUUGACACUGAAGAAUCUCCUGAAGGAGAGAGAGACGGAGUUAGAAAGUGAGAAGGAGCAGCGGCGCGCGUUGCAGCGAGAGCGAGACGCGCUCCAGGAGACGUCACAUGCACUCCGCAUUCGCGAGGCCUCGCGAGCGAACGAAGCUGAGCACCUGAAGAAGGAGGUGGAGAGGCUGCGCUCGCUGCUGGACCUCGAGACAGGGCGGAGAGUGGAGGGCGAUAGAUGGCGCGAAAGAGAGGAGGAAAAGCGGAGGAAAGUAGACCCCCAGGCUUGCCUGGAAGCUCGCGAAGUCGCUUCGAGGCAGGGGGGGGGCGGAGGGGAGCCGUGGAGGAAGGCGAUAGAUGAGGAGCUCGGCUGUGGCGAGGAAGAGGCCCGGACUCCGGCCUCAGUCGCACAGUCCAGGCAUCCACGGCUCCCCGAAGACUCGACGUCGCCGCAACGCUUCUCAUCGGAAACGGGACACGAGCGAGGCGAGACAUGCGCGGGAGCGACUUCUCGUCCUGUGUCCGGCAUUUCUUCUCUCACUUCCCUCAACCAAGACCCGUCCCCACUGCCCCGGGCAGAGAUCGAACAAUCAGGUUCCCGCAAACACGCGCAGAGCACCGAGGACACGCGGGGUGUGGAGGCCUUGGAGUCUCAGCUCGGAUGGCUCAGAUCUCAACUUUUGUACGAAACCUAUCUUUUGUCUCUUCGACGGCUUCCGUCGCCCCUUCUGCUCUACCACUGCUCUUCGGGCGCGCUUCUCGCUCGGGCCCUCGACUCGGGGCAGUUCGCGCGGGGCUUCUCUGCCGGCCGUCUCCAGUCGGAGACAGCGGUGUCUCCCCUGUCUCCGCCUGGCCCGCGGCCCCGCGCCGUCGAGUUGCCGGCUCUUCCCGCGCGAGACGGCCCCACAGGCGCGAGACCUCGCUUCUCGCCGGGGUCGUGGGCGCGCUCUGUCUCCUUUUCGUCUUUCUCCACGCGUCCAGCUUCCACGUCCUCUACCUUCGCCCCGGAACUUGCCGACGCGCGACUCUCCCUUGCCUGGGAACACCGGAGCUUCCCGAAUUUCCUCGCUUUGCUCGUCGAGGGCCUCGCGGCCUCUGCGCUGCCGCCGGCGCUGUACGAGUGCUGCAGACUCUCGGCGCUGUCCGUGCUCGAGGCCGACGGAAGACGCGGGAGGGUCCUGGGGGGACGAGACGGCCGGGCCGAGCCGGCGCAGCGCGUCUCGAUUUUUCAGGUGCAGCAGGCGCGGGAGACGCACCAGCGCCGCGCAGGCCGCGUCAAGAGCCGCACGGCCUUUGCGGAGGAAGACCUCCAGAUGCUCGCCUACGAGCUCCUCCUCCUCUGCGCCCAUCAGCACAGCCAGUACGCCGCCUUCGCUUCCCUCGUCGCCGAGACGGACGGCGAGAGCGAGGGCGACGGCGAGAGGAGAGGCAAGGACCGGUCCCCGCGCGCGGGCACGGCCUCGAGCACUGGGAAGCGCGGCGCUUCUGCGGAGGCGAAACCUGCAGAGAAGUCGCCAGGCGAGGGCCGCACCCUCCUCGCGAGGAGACGGACGGGCCAGGGCGCGGGGGAAAGAGCGCCUCUGUCUUGUGAGGACUCACGAAGGACCACGGCGGGCGACGGGGCGAGUUCGCAGAGGCGACUCAGCGCGCGCUCCACGCGCAGGAGCGUCUUCCUCUUGCCUUUCUCGCGGGGUACCUCGGAAGUGCAGUCGCGUCAGGCGUCGCCCGCGGGGGAGACGUCCCCGGGCCGAGAGGGCCGUGGAGAGGCGAGAGGAGCGAGGCGAGGAAGCGACGCAGACCAGAGAGAGGAGGUCUCGGGCUCUCAGCAGCAGGCUUCCCAGCUUCGGUGCGGCCGACAGCUGGAGAACGCAAAAACCGCGGGGGCCGUGGCGACCUCUCGGAGACACCUGUCUCCUGAAGGCCUCGCGCCAUUUGGUAUCUCCGUUGAGGCGUGGCUGCGGCAGACAGGCGUCUCGCCUGGCGCCUGCGAGGGCGUCGUCGGCCUGCGGAGCGGGGCGUCUGCUCGCGACCGCAAAAGGCUUGAAGGCGGUGAAGAGGGCCGAGCCGGAGCGACAGCCAGAGAGACAAGAAACGCCCGGUCGAGGCCGCUUCUUCAAGGUCGCCAGAAGGAGGCGCUGACCACUUGGUUGGCGCCUGAUCCGCCGCUGCUCCUUGCGAAUGUGAAGUUGCUGCGCCAGCUUUUGGUGCUCGCGCGAGUCGCCUUCCAGAUUCCAAGCAGCGGCAGCAACAAACUCUUGCGGCUCCUCGUCCCCGCGGCAGACUGUCUCUGGGCCCCGGGAAACCGGACGAGUUUGCAUCCCUGCGACCUCCGCUUUCGCGUCGCUCGACUCAGCGAGGCUUGGCAGCUGGCGUCGGCGCCUGCGUCGGCUGCUUCGACCGUCUCUCCGCAGGAAGUCGAGAGGCGCACGUUGCGGAGCCGCGACGAGGAGACGUCGCUGACGUUCGUUCAUCCCCGGAAGAAGAAGAGAGACCAGCUGCUGCGGUUUGGGGCAAAACUCCCGUUUGCGCAGAGACAUGGGGGACCAGGGGGCGAGGAGGCCCCAGCGCCUGCAGACUCGCGCCGCGUGACGUUCCUGUCCCCUGGAGCGCCGGAGACAAACGGAGACAGUCGCAGCGUGGCCUCGCACUCGUCCUGGCCCUCUGCGCCUGAGGGCUCCGGCAGAGGCAGCGGCGACGGCGCGUCUCUAGGAGGCAGGCAUCUCAGCAGAGAGAAGGAAGAGAAGACAGGGAAGAAGGAAGAUAAGACAGGGAAGAAGGACGAGAAGAAGGGGAAGAAGGACGAGAAGAAGGGGAAGAAGGACGAGAAGAAAGAAGAACCCCGGACAGGGAUGAAGACCGCACUGAAACGCUUCAACGCACAGGCGACAAAGAGUGUUCUGGGCGGGGUUGGUGGCCCGCCGGGGCAUUUGCUUAGGGGACCCCACAGCGAGAAGCCCGGAAGAGGCCCCGCGGAGACACACCGCGCGCAGGCGCAGGUUCGCCCUUGCCCACAUGAUUUGCCGCCGGUUGAAGGCGGCUUCACGCUGUUUGGCGAGCGGUCGCGAGGUGAGCGUGCAGAAGCGAGCGAGGGAGAGAAAGGCGUGAAAACGGGCGACGCAGGUUCGCAGCCUGGAGGCCACGAAUCGAAGAGUGGCCAAGGCGAGAGGGCGUCGGGCCAGGGCGCGGGCCGUGGAGACAGAUUUGCCGAGUUCCCGAGCGCGUUUUCGCCUUCGUCUUUCGCGUUCGAUCCCGUUUACAAGGCCUUCGUCAAGAGGCAGCUUCAGCUGCUCUACGUCGCCACUCUGCUCCGAUUCACGCGGUUCUUCCGCUUCUUCUUUGGGCCGGCCCUGGAGGCGACGCGACACUGCGGGGAGCCCCCACUGUCCCCCGACCUGUUCCGCCAUUCACCGUCUCCUUCGCUCUCGGCCUCGUCUCCGCCAUCGGGAGGCCAAGAGGGUGCGCGGUGGGGCGGACCGGCAGCGCAGCGAGCGCGGCCCCUACACCCCGCUGCCUCCGCGGCUUUCUUCUCUUCGAUUGCUCACAGUCUCCGGCAGAGAACGCGACAGGCGCGCUGCGGUGCCCGGGAGCCCGCGCCCCACGGACCCGACGGUCCGGGGGAGGCGGCCGACGAGGCCUUCUUCGGGGACGACGUCUUCUCUUCCUAUCGCCCGCCACCACUCUUCACCUCCCUGUACACGCGGGCGGAAGGCAGCGACGAGCGCUCGGCUCUGCUCUUCUUCAUCCUCUGUUUGCUUUGCCAGGACACCCCGCCAGAGGCGCCGUUCUGGACGUACGGCGAAGACGGCGAAGACGGAGGUCGCGGGCGACACUCGGGCGGAGCUUCCGAGCCUCCUGCUCGGCUGCGCGUCCCACUGGAAGAUCUCUCGGACGCGUUGGCCUCUGCAGCCUCUCUCGCGCUGCUCCCUCUCAGGCAACUGUCCACGUUUUACCACAUUUUCCUCUAUCUCCUGGAGCUGGAUCGGCUCCUGAGUCCCCCGGCCUCGCGAGGAGCCCCGCCGUGCGGCGCGUGGGGAGACCACUCAGUCGAGGUCGAGGUGUUGGAGAUCGACGUGCAAGUGCUGAGCGAGCGAGGCCGAGAAGAAAUGAAGCGAGAGGCGAGGGAGAGAGAGCGCCGCGGAGGCGAUUCGCUCCAGGAAGAAGACACUGUCUGGGAGAUGCGGUGCACACGCAGAAGCCGAAACGGCCCGGAAAUGCUCCAGAGACUUCUCUUCAUGAUGACUGCAUGCGCAGAUCUCGACUCGGCGAUUCGCAUUGCCCUCGCCAGACGGUGGGAGGCGAGACAGGGACCGGAGGCCCAGAGAGACGGGCGCGGAGGGGACGCCUGCGGAAACAGCCUGCAUGCAGACAGUGAAAAGAAGCUCUUCCUGGACCUGCCGCCAAGACGACCAGGUGGCGGCGAAACGAGCGACGGCACGAGCGUCGGUUUCUGUUCAGAUUCCGAGUGCAGCGCCGUUCUCGCCUCCGACGUCGAGAGAGACGGCGCGGGCUCCCAGUCCGCUGCGAAGUUCCGGCAGCGCACGCCGUCGCGUUUCUUCCGCCGCUCCAGAAGUGCUCGCGGGCUGUCCCUCGGAGGUACCUCCGCGCCUUCUGCGGAGUCCGAGUGUGAAGGCGGCGCUGUCCCCGCGGGGAGCAAAGAGGCGGAGGAGCUGAGGCGCGAGGACGGUCGCCCGCCGCUUCCCCACUCGUCCAGCGCGCGGUUUGCGCGGUCGCGGCAAAAAAGCACUGGCUCCCGACGCCUGCGCAGGGGCGAGGAGGCGCGGGGCGACCCGCCGGACUCGAGAGCCGUUUCCGACCUUCUCAGCCUGCCGCGAGAGCCGCUUCUCGCGGCGUUCUGGGCGCUGGAUGUUCCGCUCCUCCUCUCGUUGCUUCUGCUCCUCUCCAAGUGCUGCCUAGACAGACGAAACGCCUCGGGGCUCCACGUCGACGCACCCGUUCUGGCCCAGGGCCUCGUCCUCGUCUCGCAAGCUGCGCAGCUCGGCGUCGACCCCACAGCUAUCUCCGACCGCGAAGAGACAUGGAGACAGGGCCGCGGAGACUCCGCUGGCCUCUCGGCGGCGCGCGACUCGGGCGCCGAGGCGGGAGGCGAAGGGAAAGGGGUCGAUGUCGAUCCGCCCACGCUCUUCAGCUUGCGCGAGGCCGGGCGAGCUGGUGGGGGUCUCCUCCCGCUCUCGCUCCAGUCGGCUGCGCUUCUCCUCGCGGCCUGCGCCUGGCAAAACGCAGCGCCCUCCCUGCCAGAGGUCGACUGGUUCUACCGCGACAGCGGCGAGUGGAGACGCGCAGAAGCCGAGGGAGAGGUCGAGGGCAGUGAGCAGACGGACGGUGCGACGCGUCGCUCUGCCUCGCCGGGCCCACUUCCGGCACUGCAUGCGUCGCCCCGAUCGCCUGCCACGUCCCCCCUUCGCGGAGCGCCGACGCAAGGCGACCUCCGACCGGGAUCGAUUGGGCCCUCUGGGGCCGCGCCUUCUUCCGACGGUGUGGGAGGGGAGGCCGCAGACGGCGCGCCGACGUCUCCGGCGGGUGCGUCUCUGCAGAAGAAGGCCGAGAGUCUGGGGCUUGGGCGCGUGGGGUCUUUGGGCCUUCCUGAGAUUCGACAGGCCGAGCUGCUGGGCGAGCUGCGAGUGGCGAGGCGCGGACCAGGCAGCGCUGAUGGAUCUCGGGAUGGCGCGCCGCUCGUUCUGCAGGACGCCGUCGACGAGGCUUUCGCGCCCAUAGGCCAUGAGGUCGUGGAGGCUGUCUCCGAGAUUCUCUGCGCCUUUCCGAACUUCCUGAAGAAACCGUUCGUGGAAACUGAAGUCGAGCCGCCUGCGCUCGUCCUCGCGGGCUCGCGGAGCCGCCCUGGGACCCCGGCAGGGUCGCCCCAGCCGCUGGCUUUGGAGCCCGACGGUCCCGAAGGAGACGCGGACGGCGCGGGACGCGGGCCGGAUGCGGGCGAAGCGCCUCGGGGCCCGGCGGGUGGGGGCGGGCUGGCCGCCUCGAAGGUCGGAGAGAAAACCGGAGACUCGGAAGGCAAGCUGCUCAGACGCGGCUUCUCUCGGAAGAGCUUUUUUGGCUCGGCCCCGUCCAGCCUUCCGGGCCUUCGCGUGGUCCCUGCAGAAGGCGGAACGGGCGGGGCGGGAGCGGAGAAGAUCCGCCUCGAGUCGCCUCGGACGCAGCCGCUGGGCGGGACCGAAGGCGACCCUCAGAAGGCCGCUCGGAGCCGGUCGGUCUUGCUCCUGGCCCGGAACCGGCGCAAGUCCGGCGCGCCCUCGGGCGAUGGAGCCCAAGGAGCCGGUGCGGGAGCCCACUCGAGGCCCGACGCGGGAGAGCUGCGGGCUGGAGGGCGCAAGGCUUUGGAGACAGUCGCGACGGACGAGCCGGGCGACGACUGGGCCUUGCACAAGAAGAGGGCGCUCCGGCUCGUCGAGGAGACGCCUCUCAGUUGGUUCGCAGUUGUUUACGAGAAGCGAGGACAGAGCCAGAGCCAGUUCGUCACGCAGCUCGCCGCGGGAACAGGCGACGGGAUGCAUGCAGACCCACUCGUUCUCUCUAAAGAAGGAAGCGACGGACAGAAGGGGUGCCCAGGGGACGAGCAAAGCGGUGUGACGGCAGGAAGGACAUGUUUCUACUAUGAGGCAGCCGAACGGCGCAACUUUGUUCAAGUCUUGAAGGCGGCCGGCUGGUUCGGGGGGGACUGGUGGACUGUGGACGAGACGCAGCUCGGCGCCCGGAGGCGCGGAGACCCGUGGGGACAAGUUCUUCGGCGGUCGUCGUCCAGUCGCCGCUUUUUCUUUCUCUCCCCGGCGCUUCCGUCCCGCGUGGAGCUCCAGCAGGAAGAAGCCGCGGCGAGUCAGCUCUUGACGCUCUUUUUCCUUCUGCUCCUCCACGGCCAACUCCAGGACUACCGCCGCUUCUUCGAGCCGGCGCUUCUCGCACGCGUCCUGCACUUGUGGCGGAGCCUCAUCCUCCUGCUGCUCCAGCAAGUCGAGCAAUUCGCGCUCGCCUCCCAGGCUUCGCCCCGGGCCGCUCUCCCUGUCUCCUGUUUCUCGCCCCACGCGGCCGGCGCCGCGAGCUGCGCAGCCUUCAUGGUCCCCCCUGCGGCCCUCGCCCCGGCCGCGGCGGGCCCGACGCUGUGUCGCUCGGCCUCCGGAAAGGCGCUCGGCAAGUCCUCCGGUGUUGGCGGGUUGUCGUUUCAGGAAACGAGCCUCGACGUCCAGCCGUGUCUCUUGGAUUGGCGCCGCUUGGACGCCGAACAGCUUGCGCAGUGGCAGGCUGGGGUGGAGACACGGUUUGCGGUGAUGCUUCGGAUUUCGCGGGAACGCGGGAAAUCCUUCAUCGCUUUGCGAGGCGAGCGCACCGGGAAAGAAGAGGACUCGCCGCCGGGGCGGUCGACGCUCCGAGAGAGUUCGCGGCGCCGCGACCGCGAGGGCCGAGACCGCGACCACGGAGACGAGGGCCGAGACCCCACACCCCGCGGAGACGGCGAGGCCGAGGAGACUCAGGCCCCGUCGCCCCCGGCUCGGGGCAGGGGUCCGUCGGCGCGGCACUUUGCCUUCUUCUCGCCGCCCGCAGGGCUGCGUUCUCGAUUUCCGUUCUUCGCGCCAGGGGGAGGCGGCGCGGGCGACGCCCAGACGGCCGCGCCCGACGAGCUUCCAGGCGACUUGCUGCGUCAAGACGAGCACAGUCUCCGUCUCUCGCUGGUUCUCCGCGGGCCGUCGAUCCUCGAAGACACGUUGCGCUGCUUCGUCUACCAGUCGCUCGCGCGCUCGGCGAGUCGCGAGUUCCGCGGAGCGUUUGCGGCUCUCGAGGCCUACCGCGCGAACCAGCGCGGAGCCCGCGGGUACUCGGAGCGGGCGAAGGAGUGGAAACGCACGACCGACGCCGCAGUCCCUGCUGACCUGCUGCGGUUGUGCGAGCAGGAACAAGACGCUCUCCUGGACCACGUCGUUGCGAGUCUCCGCGCGUUUCUGUCGCACCUCCGCGCCGAGCUCCUCCUGUACGCCCCCGCCUUCGACGCACAGCUUCCUCUGCGAAACGAAUUCGCCUUCAUUCUCCUCUCCGCCGCACGCCUGCUGAUCGCGGCCUUGCUCGCCGAGGUUCUGCGCACCGCCGUCUGGGCAGGGACGGGCGGCGAGGUCGAACUCCUCCCCGCCAAGGGUGGUGCAGAACUCCUCGAGGUGACUUUAAGCCGCGUGACGGCGCUCGCGCCUCUCGCCGUCCCGCCGCUCCUGCCGCCGCUAGCGCCCGCCUUCCUCUCCUCGAUCUCGGUGCGUCUGAACUCCUUCUCGUCGACGCUCCUCUCCUUCCUGGAAAAAGACACCUUCGUCCCCGUGAACCCGCCGGAGAGCGGCUACAGCGAGAAGGCCGCCGACUGCUGGCAUGUGAUCUUCAACCUCGCGGCUGCGGUUUUGGAGAACCCGGCGCCGAUAGACUGGGUGCUGCCGCAUUUCCUCAAGUUUCUGCGUUCCUUCUUCGUCUCCUUUUCUUCCUUCUGCGCCCUGUCGCCCGCGGAGGCGGAGGAGACACCUUCCUCGGCCCUCCUUCUGCCUCUCCUCGCAGUCGAGCAGAGACAGCUGAAGAAUCUCCUGACUUUGCUGGAGCCCGAGGGCCGGAAAGCUCUGAAGGUUGAUGCGUCCUUGCAGUCCGCGGCGAUGCUUGCUCUGGCCUCCAUGGGCGAGGGCGGAGGCGACAAGAAGAAGAAAUCUCCUCUGACGUGGGCCAGCUUCGUGAAGAUGGGUCAGCGGAUGUGGGGCGAAGACGAACAGAAGCGGCUGCGUCGCGAGAAAGGCGCCCACUUAGCAGGGCCCUCAGGCGACUUGCUGGAACCCAGCCAGCGAGCGAUUCAGUCAGACGCAGGCGAAUCUGCAAAUGAGAGUGGGGCGCCGUGUGACGAGGGCCGUGGUCGGAAGGCGAGGAAGAAGAGUUUUUUCCAGGUUUUCGAGGGCUCCUGGAAGCCCGCGCGAACGUGCACAGAGAGCGACGUGGACGCAGAGACGCUGCCUCGCCUCGAGCGACCGAGGUCGCUGCCGCCGGCGCCCAGUCAGGGCGACGGUCGCGGAAAGGAGACUGCGCGGGGACGCAGGCCCUCGGCGUUCAAGGUGAAGCCGGAGCGCGAAGGACAAGCGCGGAGACUCGGACCCGACCUCGCCUUGCUUCUCCAGGGCGUGGAGGAGGCUGAGCGCAUGCAGCGGCGGCACUGCGACGCCCUCGCAGAGGCCGAGGCAGGCGGGGCCGAGGCCGGUCGCGGCGCGCGCGACAAGGAAGAGAAGGAAGAGCGAGAAGGACGGGACCAGAAGGAGGAGCGCGCCAAGACGAAGCGCCGCCAUUCAGGCGCCAGGGACGCGCCGGAGCAGGGCGCGAGUCAGGGAAAGGGCGUCUUGCGAUGGCUGGUCAAGCUCCAGAAUGUGGACAUGUUUGCGCAGCAACUCGCAAAGCUGAAGGAGAAGGUGCGGGCCGAACUGGAGAGGAGAGCCCGCGAACGCAACCCGAAGGAUGUCGAAAUCGUCGACGCACUCGCGGGGUUGGGCGAGCGCGCGAAGAGCGACAAGGGAGAAGAAGCCAGGAGGGAAGGACGGCAGGCGGAAAACCUGGGUGCGUUCGACCGCGAACAAGAGGCGCAAAUGCUCGAACUCGAGGACGUGCUCAGCCAACGCAUGGACGAGCUCCGCGGCCUCCUCCACAACACCGCCCUCAAAGUCUGCGAGACUGCAGCGGCGUAUAUUGUGUACUACGAACUCCAACGCGAUAUUUUCGACAGGCUGUAUGGAGAGGACGAUUUCGCUUCUUACACCCUCGAGAGGAUUGUCGCCGCGCUUCCCAACACCGUGGAGCUUUUCUUCGCGGCUGCUCCCAGAGACUACCAGGACGACGCAGCCGCCGCUUUCAUGCGGUGCCUCAUCCAGGCGUGGUGUCUGUUGGUAACGGAACUUGGAUACAGCGGCCACGUGUUCUCGGAAGAAGAAAUCGACAUCCUGGAGGCAGACCUCGACGCUGUUCGGCACUACAUGAAGGAGAACGAAAUUUCGCCCAUCUUCGAAAUCGCGUCGCCCUCUGGAGAGAAAGUAUCUCUGGACAUGUUAGAGAAAGUGGGAGACUUCUUCGUUAUGCUCGCCAGAGACGGCGCGUGCCUGGCCCGUGUCGAGCAGAAGGAAGGAGAGAGGAGGCGAGCAGCCGAGAGGGACGGGGCAGGAGCGCGGGAAAGAUCAAGGAGUUUCUUCCGCGGGCGAAGUAGCCGACGAGGCAGUUUGUCACCCACGGCGCAGGAGGGGCGGCGUUCGCGGGGGGGUUCGCCUGGGCUGUUUUCCUUCUCUGGUCGCGCGGAAGGCGAAAAGCGGGAGGUUCGUGGCGAUCUGGAAGCUGGCGGUGAGGGCGGGGUUUUCUUUCGAGCAGGCAGAACAAGCGAGGCAGGAGAAGACGGCAAGGCAGAGGAAAAGAAGAAGGGCGGCGCCAUGGGUUCCGUAGGAAAAUGGAUGAAGAAGAACCUCAUGGGAUCUGCGAACGCAGCCUCGAGGCCGGAGGCAGAGCGCACGAGAGACAUCUCUCAGUCGCGGGCUGCCCCGUCGGACUCCGGCGACGAGUAG